GCCUCCCCUCCCGCCGCGGGAAGCGUCCUGUGCCCGCCCCGGGAAGCGCCGACCCGGAAGGCGUUUGGAGGUCGUUCUGGGCAAGAUGGCGGCGCCCGGGCGGUGAGCGGAGCGGGCGGCGGGAGUGGCGCUGCGGCCAUGAGCGCUGCUCGCCGCUGCAGCCCGCCCCGGGCCAUGGCAGGAUUAUUAUUCUGGCAUCUGAGGAACACUGGAGUACGGCAGCUACCAUGCCAGGUUGUGCAUCUGUGCCAUGCAGCCAAUGACAGGUUGAUUACAUUUCAGUACUUCAACUUUCUCAAACGAAUGUAUGUAACACAAUGCAACAGAGACCUCAGCCAACGAGCCAAACCCAAGUCAGAUUCAGUUGCCUCUCCUUUUCGUGAGCUUCAGCAACUGGAUCAAGAAAAAAAGGUUAUCCACAAGAUCAGACCAAUUUCACCUGUGUAUCAACCUUUGUCUGAGCCAUCAAGGAGAAAUGAGUCAAGAGAAAUGAAGCCAGCUGCAGGAGCUGAAGAGCUGGUGGCAGCAGUAAGAGCAGAAUCCAAAGAAGACAGACAGUGGAAAGAAAUGAAGCUGCGGCUGGAUGAUUUGCCGGGAAUUUUGGCACGCUUGUCCAAAAUUAAGCUCACAGCCCUGGUUGUCAGCACCGCAUCUGCUGGCUUUGCCAUGGCCCCAGUCCCUUUUGACCUGACCUGUUUCCUGCUUGCCUCCCUUGGAACUGGACUGGCAUCCUGUGCUGCCAACUCCAUCAAUCAGUUCUUUGAGGUUCCUUUCGACUCAAACAUGAACAGGACAAAAAACAGACCACUGGUGCGAGGACAGAUCAGCCCCCUGCUCGCCGUCUGCUUCGCAGCCUCCUGCGGAGUGCCGGGAAUUGCCCUGCUGACGCUGGCAGUAAACCCCCUGACCGGGGCCCUGGGGGCCUUCAACAUUUUCCUGUACACCUGCUGUUACACCCCCCUGAAGAGGAUCAGCAUUGCCAACACCUGGGUGGGUGCUGUUGUCGGGGCCAUCCCCCCCGUCAUGGGCUGGACCGCGGCUACUGGCAGUCUGGACGCUGGCGCCUUGCUGUUGGGAGGGAUCCUCUACUCCUGGCAGUUCCCUCACUUCAACGCCCUGAGCUGGGGGCUGCGGGAGGACUACUCGCGAGGAGGCUACUGCAUGAUGUCUGUCACCCACCCGGGGCUCUGCAGGAGAGUGGCUCUGCGCCACUGCCUGGCCUUGGUUGGACUGUCAACAGCAGCUCCUCUUCUCGAUGUCACCACCUGGACUUUCCCAGUCAUUUCCCUCCCUCUCAACCUCUACAUCUCCUACCUCGGCUUUCGCUUUUACAGGGACGCAGACCGCAGCAGCUCUAGGAAGCUCUUCUUCUGCAGCCUCUGGCACCUGCCGCUGCUGCUGCUCGUCAUGUUCACCUGCAAGAAGUCCCUCCUGGAGAAGGAGGACAAAGAGCUGCUGGGUGAAAGCCACGGGAGGGCCAUGGAAAUGCGAUUGCCUUAAAUGCCUGUUGCUUGUUGUCCUCCUGGCACGUCAGGUAGCUUAUUUUAGUCACGAUGAGGGGAAACCUGUGGGGCUCUGUCUGCAGAGGAAUCGCUUGUGCCUAGCGACCACUGCAUGCCAUCCUUUUCUCUGUCUUUCUCAAAGGGAGCAGAGGACGUGAGGGCUUGCAGCACUGGUGGGCUCACUCACUCAUCACAGAUCCAAACUUAGCCUAUGUCAGAAGCACAUCACUUAGAGAUGACCUUCCAAAGCCUCCCUGAGCCGUGGCCUCUGGCCUCGUGGGUAGGUUUCAGCUGGCCAGUCACACGCACACGCCCUGACCACCAGCCAUGGCUGAGCUGUCAGGCAGCGACAGAUGAAUGAUUUACACCCUUUGCCCCCCAAGCACCCCUUCCCAAAUUCAGCUUUGAGGCACAUGGUAGGUUGGGUGAACUCCACUUGUCUCCAUCCUUUCCACCCCUGCUCUGAUUCUACACAGAAGCCUUCUGUUUCUGAGGCUUUUGCCCCCAGCUGCUUUUCCCAAGGUUCCCACUCACCCCAGUAGAUUUUUUGUUUUCAUAUAGCAGUGACAGAGGAGUAAAAACCUCUCAGCACACCACACAUCAGCAUUCAAACAGCCUUUAGGUGAAGAGCUGUUCUGUAGCAUCCACCUUGAGCACUGAGACAUUCUUCUGUGCACCCAGCACAGGGAAUUUCUGGUGUCACUAGGGUCUGAGCCCCGUGUGUCACACCUGCAGCUGGUACCAACUGUCAUGGCUGUUUGAGUCAGCAAAGCUUUGAGAUGGUAGAGGAGGAGAUCUCAAAGUCAGGCAGUUUUGAGGCCUUUCUGAGCUCAUGUGUCUUGUGUCAGCCCAUUUGGUGUCCUCAGGUGAGCUCUGGACUUGCAUCAGGAGUUUGAACUCUAUUUACUGUCACACUGUGGUGGCUCAGAGAGAGAAGGCUUCACUUUGGGGGAUAGGAUUGGUUAAAACCCUCCACAUUUUACAGGCAGAAAGUUGGGGGUUUCAUCUGAUAUAUUAAUCUUCAAAUUGCUGAUGCAUCCAGUGAGUCUCCAAAGCCAUUCUUGUGGCCAGUCUCACUAGAACACAUUGUCUUUGUUAACUGGUAGGCUGAAGGACAUUUCUAGCCACAGCCUAACCUUCUCUUGAUCCCCCUGAGGGGCUGUGGCUCACCCUCAGCCUCACCUGGGGCUGGCUGUGACCUGCUGGGCUGCUGGCAAGCACAGCAGCACCUGGGGCAGGCAGAGGCUGUGCUGUAGUUUAUUGUGGUAGUUAGUGCCUGUUAUGACUUGAUGUAUUUCCACGCCAAGAUUUCUCUCCUGUGUGGAGAAGCACUGGGCAGCAGGGCUGUGCAGCGACCCGAAGACACAGCAGCACCUGGAAUGGGAGACACUCUUUUGAAUCUGAUCCCAAAGACAGCCCUUUGGGAAGCACCACAAAUCUGCCACCACGUGUGCAUCACACUGACAUCAAACCUUCACUGGCUGCUUUCAUGAUACAAGCCCUGCUUCUGGUCUGGUGACAGCGGUGUAAAUCAGCAGUGCCACGGUUAACCUCUGUCCUGCUGGAGGAGGUGCUGGCAGGAGCAGAGCCACCUGUUGUACGUGGCUCUGAAAUACUCGGUUGCAAGGUUUUCAAACUCUCUCAAGUGCUUGCAGAUGACAGGGGUAAGUUCCCUCUCCCUGUUUGUCUGACAGAAUCCACUGGACUCGAGUUACUGUCUGGAAAUUGUGCUGCUCCUGAGUUUGGUUUAAAAAUGGGUUCAGCCUCCUCUGCAAUAAAAGGUGUAUGGAACGAAAAAA
This is a messenger RNA of Pogoniulus pusillus (Red-fronted tinkerbird), 3301 nucleotides long. RefSeq names its product protoheme IX farnesyltransferase, mitochondrial. Bases 139 to 1500 code for a protein of 453 amino acids. Gene Ontology annotation, cellular component: mitochondrial membrane; mitochondrion. Gene Ontology annotation, biological process: heme A biosynthetic process. The record is from RefSeq and is a predicted model, not a curated record. The transcript has 7 exons. Gene Ontology annotation, molecular function: protoheme IX farnesyltransferase activity. NCBI's taxonomy places the organism in Eukaryota, Metazoa, Chordata, Aves, Piciformes, Lybiidae.